Molecule: messenger RNA, 2151 nt
Organism: Vollenhovia emeryi
Lineage: Eukaryota; Metazoa; Arthropoda; Insecta; Hymenoptera; Formicidae
Gene: LysRS
Product: lysine--tRNA ligase
Exons: 8
Coding region: 276-2099 (607 amino acids)
Biological process (GO): lysyl-tRNA aminoacylation
Cellular component (GO): cytoplasm; aminoacyl-tRNA synthetase multienzyme complex; cytosol
Molecular function (GO): lysine-tRNA ligase activity; tRNA binding; ATP binding
Source: RefSeq, a predicted model, not a curated record
CGACAUCGAACGACGUCGGCGUGUCCGUGGGAUAUCCGUGCGUUGUGACGCCUCCCGUUCGUCCCGGCCGCUCGCGACGCGCGACUAUUCCCCGCGCGGGCGGCAUAACCUAAAACGGAGAAAGGCCCGACAUGUGGCUCGUCGCCACGCGGUCUUGCACGUCUCUCGCUGCACGGCUGCUCGCACUUGCUCACAGACAGUAAAUGUGUUGCGGAAAGAUCUAAGCGGGUCACGUGGGUAAAGUCCAAGUCCCGGGAGACUGUCGCGCGACAAGCAUGCUCGGCGCGAUAACCAAUGCUCGCGUUGCGCGGCCGAUAGUGCGAACCUGGCUGGCGAGCCACGGGGCGAAGUUGCGUCAGACGUCUCCGCGUCGGUUUGCCACGAACGAGCUGAAGAGGCGUCUCAAGGCCGAGCAGAAGGCCAAGGAGAAGACCGACAAGGAGCAGGCCAGGACGCUCGCAGCGGCGGCUCAACCGAAGCCCUCUGAGAAGAAGGAUGUCAAGGAAGAAGAGAUCAGUCCAAAUGAAUACCUUAAGCUCCGGACGAAUUUGGUUAAUCAGCUGAAGACUGCCAAUGACAAUCCUUAUCCGCACAAGUUUCACGUGUCGAUCUCUCUCGAGGAGUUCAUCGAGAAAUUUAAGGAUACAGUAAAAGAUGGUGAGAUACUCCAAGACGAGGUACAUAGCGUUGCUGGACGCGUUCACUCUAUUCGAGGAUCCGGCGCCAAGCUGAUCUUUUACGACCUUCGUGGGGAAGGUGUCAAAGUGCAAGUGAUGGCCAACGCGAGAUUGUACGAGAAUGAGGAGAAGUUUGUAGCAGACACCGCAAAGAUUAAGAGAGGCGAUAUCAUAGGCGUCGUCGGCAAACCUGCCAAAAGUCAGAAGGGCGAAUUCUCGAUCAUACCGCUCUCUAUUACCCUCCUGAGUCCAUGUCUGCACAUGUUGCCGCAUCUCUACUUCGGCCUCAAGGACAAGGAAACGAGAUUCCGACAGCGGUACCUGGAUCUCAUAUUAAAUGAUAAAGUUCGACAAACCUUCCACACACGCGCCAAGAUAAUCGCUUAUAUGCGCAAGUUUCUUGACGAUAUGGGUUUCUUAGAAGUCGAGACUCCGAUGAUGAAUAUGAUCGCUGGAGGAGCGACCGCCAAACCCUUUGUUACGCACCAUAACGAACUCAAUAUGGAUCUGUUCUUGAGAAUUGCCCCGGAGUUGUAUCUCAAGAUGUUAGUCGUCGGUGGGAUCGACAGAGUGUAUGAGAUCGGUAGGCAAUUCAGGAACGAGGGCAUCGACAUGACUCACAAUCCCGAGUUCACCACCUGUGAGUUUUAUAUGGCGUAUGCCGAUUACAAUGACCUGAUGGAGAUGACGGAGAACAUGGUGUCCGGCAUGGUGAAGGCCAUACAUGGAAGUUACAAGUUAGUGUACCAUCCGGACGGGCCGGAGGGCAAAGCAUAUGAAAUCGACUUCACACCGCCCUUCAAGCGCAUCUCGAUGAUGAAGACGUUGGAAGAGGUUCUGCAGGUCAAACUACCUCAAGCCGAUCAGCUUAACACACCAACAGCAACCAAGUUCCUUAGCGAUCUUUGUGACAAGCACCAGAUCGAGUGUCCUCCACCUAGGACAUCGGCGAGGUUGCUAGACAAGCUCGUAGGAGAUUUUAUCGAAGAAACUUGUAUCAAUCCCACCUACAUUAUUGAUCAUCCGCAAGCAAUGUCUCCAUUGGCGAAAUGGCACCGAUUAGAGAAGGGUCUUACUGAACGGUUCGAGUUAUUCGUUAUGAAAAAGGAAAUUUGCAAUGCAUACACCGAACUGAAUGAUCCAAUCGUUCAGAGAGAAAGGUUCGAGCAGCAGGCAAAGGAUAAAGCAGCGGGCGACGAGGAAGCACAAUCGGUUGACGAGAAUUUCUGCACAGCUUUGGAGUACGGUUUGCCGCCAACAGCUGGUUGGGGAAUGGGUGUGGAUCGAUUAACAAUGUUCCUCACCGAUUCGAAUAAUAUUAAAGAAGUAUUAUUCUUCCCUCAAAUGAAGCCGGACGAUCCAAAUAAAAACAAGGAAGUGACUGAAGAUGAUAAAGCGUCAAACGAUAGUGCAGAAAAAUAAAGUUAAAAUUAUUUAUAAAAGUAUACAUAAAACUGAUAAAAUUUGAAAAGUA